UACAUGUAUAAGUCUGGUGCCUCAGCAUCUCGUCAAAUCUCAAAAAUACACAGCACAGCAAGGACUGUGUGUGUGUGACCUUAAUGGACUCUCCUCUGACUUCUCUGAAAUGCAGGUCGCAUUCAAAGAAUCCCACAAAUUGGGAUAGGCCACGGUGACGUAAAGGAAUGUCCUUGAAUUUGAGAUCGUCUAGCACAGGUCAGACGGUGCGUGCUGCUUCUGUGGGCCAAGUUUCUGACGCAGGUGCCAGGAUCUCCCUAACACAGGUAGAGAUUUACUUAACCUGUAUAGUGCAGUGGGGAUUCCAUGACGCUUUUCAUUAACAGCAGGAUAAUGAGGUCUUUCCACAGUGGGACUGAUCACCUGGUCGCAGAUUAACGAUUAAAGCUCCUCUAAAAGCACUGUUCCACCGGGUUCAUGGCUUCAGACUCACAGUGAGCUCACAGUGGACGCUUCUCGUCUGGCAGGAACUGAAACAGCAAGACAGGAACAGAAACUGCAUAGAGAAAUUUUAGCUGCAGCAGAGCCUGCUGGUUACUGAGUGUCUUCCUUUUUGUUAAAUUAAACUUUUUUUCUCCUUCAUCCUUCUUUGCCAUGGGUCAGACACAGUCUGAGGCUGAGGACAAGGAGCUGGAUCUCUCUGAAAUCCAGAACCUCUACAAGACCUUUAUUAUGGAGUGUCCAAGCGGGUCUCUAUAUCUGCAUGAGUUCAAGAAGAUAUUCGGAGUUAAAAGUGGUCCCAGUCCUGAGUCUCUUUACUUGGAAAAUGUAUUUCGAUCAUUUGAUGAGAAUGGGGACAACACAUUGGAUUUCAUAGAGUAUGUGGCAGCUCUUCACCUUGUGCUCCGAGGGAAGCUGGAAGACAAACUCCGGUGGUCUUUCAAAGUUUUCGACAAUGACGGCAAUGGACGACUGGACAGAGAGGAGAUCUCACGCAUUAUCAGGAUAAUUUACAAGAUCAAAGAAUGCAAUGUAACAGAUGAAGAUGGAAACAUUCUGUCCUUGGAGGAAGUGUGUGACCGGGUAGUUGAGCGCGUCGACGAGAACAAUGACGGUGACAUUUCUCUGGAUGAGUUUCUGGAAGGGGCUCAUUGUGACACCUGGGUCAAAGAGUUCCUCAGCCUGGAGGUCAACCCCAGCGGUUGGGUACAAAAUAUGCAACAGAUCAAGUCAGGCUAGUAUGUGGAGCGAGAAAAGGAACGUAAUGAAGACUUCUGAAGCGUACCUUAUACCUUUGCUCAGCGUUGCACAACAGAAAUCACUUGAACGAACAGUCGAUCUCAUGGCGUCUGUGUACAGAACCUGUGUGAUUUGUUCAUCUGUGAACCUGAGCAGCCUUGAAACAGACUGACACUUUAUUUACAGGAUUGAUUAUCAUUAUACUAAUCUACAAUGCCUGAUAAAAGUUUGGAGACACUUUGCCUUUUGGAAUGCCUUUAAUAUUGAUAAACAUGCUUACUUUGUGGAUUUAUUAUUAUUAUAUAAUUAAUACUAUGGCAAUAUGUGACAUUUAAUUUAGUGAGCAAUUAGCAAGGUGUCUCCAAAUUUUCAACAAGGCCAGAAGUCUUAUAGACCUCUUAUUCCACAGGUAAAAUCACCAAAAAAAAAAAAAAAGAAAUUUUAGUAUAACGUGUAUCUGCACUAUCAUAUAUCUGUUCCUCUAAACUCUAAAGGCCCUGUUUUAGGCCCUGUUUUACACCCUGUGCAAGGCGUGUUGGGAUGCUCUUUGCUAGCUUACACCCUGUCAAAUUAUUUUCUCUUGGUGGUGAAAAGCACAGGUGCUCCACUGACUAAAAUGAACCUAGACAACAGUCAAUCGUCAAGGCUCAUGCGUGUAGGUGUGGCAAACUCAACAAUAAACAGAAAAAAAUAAUAACCAAACAUUGCUGUUCUCUUAAAUGAGCUGAACAGUGUGAAUGCGCAGUUCAGUUUCCUCUGCUGAGACGUGCAAAAGCAGUUCGCUGUUAGGAUACUCAUCUGCCUCUUAAAGGAAAUCAGAACUGGCACACUGAUUGGUUUAUUUCACGUAAUGCCCAAAACACACCCAUAAUUAGUUAAGAAAAUUAGUUAACGCUAUUUGCAUUGUGUUUCGAGCUGCGCAAGGAGUAUUUUUUGCGCUCUCACAAUACCAAAGACACAUCGACACACCAUAAAUCAAGCACUAUAGGUCAAUAGAUUGCUCAAAUAGGGCCCUAAAUGUGUGUGAGGAACAAAUGAAUCAUUUAUUAGGCAUGGUGUAGAAAGUCUUGUCUGUUUUAAUGAUCCAUUGGGUUUAUCUCCAUGGUGUUUCACUCUGCCAUAUUACAGUGUAUAAAAAUUAGCUUUUAAGAUAGGGAUCUUACAGCCCAUAACGUCAUGGAUCUUUCACAGAUCAUUUUAGACAGUACGGUCGACGCUCUGGCUUUACUAGAGCAAAUCCAGUUAAGGCAGUUUAGACGUCUAACUCAUUAGCUGCCAUGUUUAGUGCUUAACCAAUUAGUGUUACAGUUAUACAGCAUUUACACCAUCCUUUUAGCAAGUCUAGUAGACUUUGUUCCUUUUAUACUCAAGCUCUAUCAGUUAACCAGUUUACUAAAGCUUAUCCAUCCUGCUGUAGUUUAUCCAUGUCUAUUCACACCGCAGGACAGCCAAUCAGAACAGAGCUCAUUUAUCUUAUACAGUAUCUUAAAGGCACAUGGAUUGAUGGAUUUGAACCAUUUAUGGAAUAUAAAAUGGAAUUCUCAAUGGACCUGAUUGGAAAAAUGUAAAAUACAAGAAAAGCAAGUUUAAAAGUAAGUAAAGUUUUUAAAGUAAGUAAGGCAGUCCUAGAUUUGUGAUAGGCAGUUCAGUCUUUUAGUAUGAUAUAUAUUCAUUUUUAUUUGCUAGGAUACAACCAUGUAGGAGAAUUAUAGAGCUUGAAGUCUGGAAACAUUCAUAGACACACAUUAAGGAUCAGCACACAACAGCGUAGCCGGUGAUCAAGUAAAGUUACAAGUAAAGUUAGGCAUGUAUCUCGUUAACCACCAUUUUUGAAGCUUAAUAAAGUUGGAUACAGGCAUUUAUAUAGAAAUGGUAAAAUGUCCACCUUAUGCACUCAGGCUGCAGUUACCCACUAAGAAAAAUGCUGUAAUGUCAGUUUGAUUUUGUAAAAUGUAUAAUACCAUAUAUCAGCCUAAUGUGCCCUUGUCCCCUAAGAUUACUGGUCGUGUUCUAGCUCUGCCCAGUAUGUUUCUCCUGUUUAUAAAAUUUAAUAAUCUUUGUUUUAUAGAAUGUUUUUUUUUAUUUUAAUAUGUUUUUGCUGGAAUUUUACUGUUACAGUUUUGUCCAAACUAAAGUAAUAAUAAAAGAUAUCAUGCUUGA
Astyanax mexicanus (Mexican tetra) is the source of this 3339-nucleotide messenger RNA. Its product is annotated as guanylyl cyclase-activating protein 2. Gene Ontology annotation, cellular component: photoreceptor inner segment; cone photoreceptor outer segment. NCBI's taxonomy places the organism in Eukaryota, Metazoa, Chordata, Actinopteri, Characiformes, Acestrorhamphidae. The record is from RefSeq and is a predicted model, not a curated record. Gene Ontology annotation, molecular function: calcium sensitive guanylate cyclase activator activity; calcium ion binding. Gene Ontology annotation, biological process: visual perception. Bases 595 to 1179 code for a protein of 194 amino acids. The transcript has 4 exons.